Pundamilia nyererei is the source of this 2123-nucleotide messenger RNA. RefSeq names its product leukocyte elastase inhibitor A-like. Gene Ontology annotation, cellular component: membrane. The record is from RefSeq and is a predicted model, not a curated record. NCBI's taxonomy places the organism in Eukaryota, Metazoa, Chordata, Actinopteri, Cichliformes, Cichlidae. The coding region runs from base 14 to 1609 and encodes 531 amino acids. The transcript has 11 exons. Gene Ontology annotation, molecular function: serine-type endopeptidase inhibitor activity. Gene Ontology annotation, biological process: negative regulation of endopeptidase activity.
UUUCUUCUCAGUCAUGGAGGGCAGAGAGAAGAGAGCGCUGCACUUCUUGAUCUUCGUUGUUUAUCUCGUGGUGUCACCUUCACCUUCUGCAGGUCUGCUCAGAUUAGCUGGAAAUGGGUCCACUCGGUGCUCUGGAAGGGUUGAAAUCUAUAAGUCUUACUAUAACUCCUACUCCUACUCCUACUCUUACCGUUACCGUUACACCUCCUGGGGAACAGUGUGUGAUGAUGGCUGGGACGUAAAAGAUGCUGAGGUGGUCUGUAGAGAGCUGAACUGUGGGAUAGCACUGGAGGCUCUUGGGUCUGCUUACUUUGGUCAAGGUACAGGGACUAUCAUGCUUGAUGAUGUGGACUGUUCAGGAAGUGAAACUUCUCUAGAUGAUUGUCGUCACAGAGGACUUAGGACACACGACUGUAGCCAUAGUGAAGACGCUGGUGUGGUCUGUUCAGAAACCCUCCCUGAGCCCACCAUCUCCUUGUACAGUAAUGAGGUCACCUGGGGUCAGGACGUCAGAAUCAAUUGCUCAGUCUCAGAUAAGCUCUCAGGUGGAACUUUUAUCCUCCAGAAGACUUCAGGCUCAUUCAGUCAGACUAAACCAUCCUCUACAAGCUCUGUUACAUUCAAUCUUCAAAAUGUGAACUUUGAUCAUGAUGGACUGUACCAGUGUCAGUACAUGAAAAUAAGUCGAAGGUUCAGCUCUUCUCCUGUCGGACUCACUGUUUUCUCCCCGUUCAGCAUCUCUUCAGCCCUGGCUAUGGUGAUGCUGGGGGCCAGAGGCAACACAGCCACACAGAUGUCAGAGGAAUUCUUAAUACAAAGCAAGAAACAUUACAGAGCAGAGCUGGAGUCUGUGGACUUCAAGACCAGGUCUGAAGAAGUCAGGAUUGAUGUCAACAACUGGGUGCAGCAACACACACCAGGUAACAUCACAGAGGUGGUAGAUGAAGAUGAUUUGAAUGAAUUGACCAGGCUGGUGUUGUUCACUGCCACCCACUUCAAAGGCAUCUGGAAUAAACAUUUCUCGUGGUCUGAAACUUAUGAUGCUCAAUUUUGGCUCAACAAGAAUGACUCAAAGUCUGUGAAGAUGAUGAAACAGGAAGAAGACUUUGCGUGUACCUUCAUCGAAGACGCAAACUGCAAGAUUCUAGAGAUGCCUUACUGUGGGAAAGAAGUGAGCAUGCUCAUCUUUUUACCUGCAGAGAUAGAGGAUGAUACAACAGGACUGGAGAAGCAUCCAGGCCAGAUGCAAACAUGUCAUAUUGAUGUGAGGCUGCCUCGAUUUACACUGGAGGAGACGUAUGACCUGAACACAGUCCUGAGCAGCAUGGGCAUGGUGGACGCCUUUGAUCACACAAAGUGUGACUUCUCUGGCAUGUCUGGGCGCAAAGAUCUCGUACUUUCAAAAGUCAUCCACAAGGCUUUUGUGAAGGUCCACGAGAAGGCAACUCAGGCUACUUUUGAAGUUAUGGGUUGGUGUGAGCUUCAGUCGGGCAAGAUAAGGCGGGCCACUUUAAAAUCCUUCAUCGCAGACCACCCCUUCCUCUUCUUCAUCAGACAUAACCCCACCAUGAACAUCCUGUUUGCUGGUCGGUUCUGCUGCCCUGUGUGAGCUCUGUGUCCUUAAGAGCAGCUCAGUACCAGAAGUCUUUAGUGUUUAGUUGGAGAACCUUUCAAAAUCACUGCACAACAGCGCUGUAUUCAUAUUAAUAUGCAGCUCUAUACUAUCCGUUUUUUCUGUGUUUUGUAUCUCAUAUUUUGUAUUUUCCUAUUUUCAAAACUUUCUCAUCUUUAAUGUUAUCUGUUCCGAUGUUUAUAUCAUACUCUUCAAAUGUCCCGUCUCCUGAUCAGAAAUUUAUCAAAGACUGUUUAGUGGCUGAAAUGAGACGAACUGCAUGACGUAUAAUUUAUGUUUGAAUCUUUAUUUCUCAUUGACCUCACACUGGCCAGUUAGGGACCACCAACAAGCCACAUGUGGCCCAGUUGCUAAAAACAAAAAAAAAGAAGGAAAAAAAAGAAAAGUAAAAUACGUCAUGUUCAUUCUUUCUGCUCUUACUGUCUUUCUUUAAUGACAGUGAAACGAAAUCACUAUAUUUAUUUAAACAUAAACGGGAUGGAGAUUUAUA